AUGAUCUCGGUCCGUUUACUUUUACAAGUAUUAUUCGCGUUCAGUUGCGCUUGCGUAGCUCUGGCUUUCCCUACUCAAUUUGAAAACACCAAAGUCAUUCGUACCAUCGAUGUCACGACCGCCAUUGCUCGCGAAGAUGUAGGUAUCAGAGCAAAGAAUAUCGAUAGCGUGCCUGCUUCAGAAUACUACUUUUAUGUGCCCAUUGUCAUUUCCAAGAACGCUGCUUCUAUCUCUGCUUUCUUGAGAAAGCAAAAGACUGAACUCCAAGUUGUUUUAGAAGAUGAAGAUGCUGCAAAUCAAAUGUACGUUUACAAGGUCAUCUUAAAUGAACCUGUCCAACCCCAACAAGAUGUUCUUCUUGGUCUUAAAAUUGCAUAUACCCACACGAUUAAGCCUAUGCCAACCAAGUUACCUCAAGUUGCCCGUCAACAUACCAUUUUUGCCUUCAACUCUUACUUACUUUCUCCUUACCAAACCAUCGAAACAAAGACUACGCUCCAAACGCCUAGUAAGAAUAUCGUCAGUCAUUCCGGCGCUGCUGGAAAGAGUGCUGGAAAUGGAAACAAGGUUGUUUAUGGACCUUAUGAAAAUGUAGCACCUCUUUCUUUUGAUAUUGCUACCUGUCAUUUUGAAAACAGCAAGCCAUUGAUUACGAUCACCACCCUUGAGCGUGAUAUCGAAAUUUCUCAUUGGGGAAAUAACUUGGCUGUUGAAGAGCAUUAUGCUUUGCGUAAUGAUGGUGCCGGUCUCGACAAGGAUUUCAAUCGUGUACAAUAUCAAGCCACUGCUCAUAUUCACGACCAAACCAAUGUAUUAAAGAGUCUUACAUUUGACUUACCUGCUCUUGCUCGUGAUCCUUAUUUCCGUGAUGAAGUCGGUAAUGUAUCCACUUCUCACUUUAGAGUCGAAAAGGAAAAAUCUGUUUUAGAACUCACACCUCGUUAUCCCCUCUUUGGUGGUUGGAAUUACACUUGGUAUUAUGGUUACAAUACUGAUCUUGGUCAAUAUGUUCACAAGGCAAAAUCUGGUAAAUAUGUAUUAAACAUCAACUUUGUUGAGAAUGUCAAGGAUAUGACUGUCGAUAAGGCAAUCGUUCGCGUUGUUUUACCUGAAGGAGCCACUAACGCCAAAGUCAACACCCCUUUUGCCAUUGACCAAGAGUUAAUCACCAAACACUUUACAUAUUUCGAUUCUACCGGACGUUUAAUGGUUGUAUUAGAAAAGGACAAUGUUGUGAGAGAGCAUGAAUUACCUAUCCAAAUCGAAUACGAGUAUUCUAGCUUCCGUCUUUUGCAAAAGCCUAUUGUUGCUUCUGCUGCCAUCUUUUUAUUGUUCCUUGUCAGUAUUGGACUUAACAAGUUAUCUUUUACAAUCGGAAAAGAGGCCAAGUUAAGCAAGAAAAUGCAAUAA
This is a messenger RNA of Mucor mucedo, 1410 nucleotides long. RefSeq names its product Ribophorin I. The record is from RefSeq and is a predicted model, not a curated record. The coding region runs from base 1 to 1410 and encodes 469 amino acids. The transcript has 6 exons. Gene Ontology annotation, cellular component: membrane; oligosaccharyltransferase complex. Lineage: Eukaryota; Fungi; Mucoromycota; Mucoromycetes; Mucorales; Mucoraceae.